UUUUUCUGCCGGAUGAUGUCGAGUUUUUCCUGUGUUUUUCACGAAUUUCUGUUUUUUUACGCCUUUUCUGAGAUCUCUACAGGUACUUUGGAGAUUUAGGAGAAAGGAGACAUAGAGGGAGUUGCAUUUUUUUUAAUUGUCGAAGUUGCUCUAACACAGCAGGAGGAUGGCUAGUCGGGGCGUCUCUAAACCAACCCCUAACUCUACCCCUGGUUGGUCCGGCCGUGCUCCCACUCCUGACUUCAUCUCUCCCAGUACCCGCCACCAGCGAGGGGUGAUCGCCGGACAGUCCCCCAGAGUGAUGACACACGUACUAGAGAACGAUGACGCUGCUGAGAAACGGGAGAGGAGACGUUCCAGGGUCAUCGAGCUGACCAGAGGGGGGGUGGGGAGUCCCAUCUCUCCCAUGGACAGGAGAAAAUCGCUGGGAACAACACAGGGUGGACUCACAAAUGCACAACUUGCAGAUCACUACACUUCUUGUAUCAAGUUGUCUGCAGAAAAUAAAAUCAAUGUGAAGAAUGCGUUUGGCCUGCACCUGAUUGACUACAUGUCUCAUCUACUGAAGACCAAGAACAGGAAUGAAGUCACCAAUUUUCAGGUGGCAAGUUGUACCCUGGAUGCCAGUGCCAAAAUCUAUGCCUACCGUGUGGAUGCAGUUCAUGCUGAUGCCUUUAAAAUGCUUGGAGGGUUGGGACACACGGAAAACGCCAACAAAUCGCCAGCAGAAGGAGACUUACCAGAAGGAGAUGGAGAGGUGAAAGGGAAGAAACCUAAGAAGUCAGGAAUGUCUAUAACAACAGAGAACAACUUGAAGAAUAUCAAUGUCAACAAUUUUGACCUGGAAUUUGAGGUUGACCCUUUAUUCAAGAAGAUGUCAGCUACUUUUGAUGAAGGUGGGACCAGAGGCCUGCUUCUGAACCACCUCAGCUGUAUGGAUGACAACAUGGAGCUACUGUUCGAUGCCAAGUCUCUGGCCACGGCAACACUGGGGGAAAAGGUAGACGACACUGGCAGCACGGAGCAGGUUGAUCUUUCUGAAUUCUUACAACACCAGCACAAAGGAGUCCUGGAGAGGAUCAGCACAGCUGAAGUCUGUCCACCUUUUACUGACUUCAAGUUCAUGGAAUAUGAUCAGGACUUCUUUGGAGAGGUCAUGUCUAAGCAAGGGAAGGGAGAACAUGCCUUUGACCUAAACGCAGAAACUCAGCCCAUAGAAGAGGAAGGACCAGACUAUGACAUGGAUGGUGACGAUGAUGAUGGGUACCAUGGAGGGAUGGAUGGUGGAGAUGGGACCAUAAUGGAACAGUCCAUGCUCGUGGAGGGACAACCAACACGGAUGCUACAGGAUGCCAACACAAGCCGCCCACCCAUACUGGACGGCACAGUCGGCAGUCUGGUGUUGGCACUAGAGCCCAGCGAGUACUCCUACUUUGACUCCAAACUUCUCUCUCUGUGGGCCGGACCAGAACACUGGAAGUUGAAACCCAGAUCCAAAGAUGCUGGCAAAGAAGGUGGAGAUAAGAAAGCCAGACAAAAGAAAGAACCCUUUGUGCUGGUGUACCAAGACAUCGGGGAGGCAGAGUUUGAAAAACAGUUCAUUGAGACCAAAGUAGCCACCACCCUGACCAAAAAGACACUGGAUAAAUACAGCAAGGACAGCAAGGUUCUUCCACCUGACCUGAGUUACAGGGCUGAUGCUCUCUUCAGGCUGUUUGGGAAAGCUAGUGUCAUGGUGAAGAGGCAGGUGGAAGAGGACAGCCAGAUGGAUGAUGGGAUAGAAAACUACGACUACAACAACCGUAAUGACUGUGCCAACUACUGUCCAGGGCUGGAGGGUGGAGAUGACAGUGAUAAUGAGAGUGCAGGGUUCCAGGAUUUCAGCCAGGCGUCAUCACACUUCAACUUCAGCCAUGACACCACCAUCCAGGGGAACAUGUCCUGUAACGCCAGCAUGCUGGAGUCACAGAUGGGACCAGACGGUCUGGUGCAGGCACCUCGCAAGGUGGCCAAGAUAGACAUAGACUAUGCACGACAGGCCAAGCGCAUCGAUGUGAGGAAACUCAAGGGUACCAUGUGGAACUGGCUUAUCAAACCACAUGCACCAGAGGACCCUGGACACAGUGCAGAAGAAGAGGCUGUAUCCGGAGAACAGACCUUCACUGAACUCAUGCAGGAGCUGCCCACCAUGGUGUCAGGUCAGACAGCCAAAAAUCUGUCUGUGCCAAUCGCAUUUGUCUGUCUACUGCAUCUGGCCAAUGAAAAGUGUCUGCAGAUAGAUGGAAAUGCUGACUUGUCAGAGCUGACAGUGGCCCAGGGGGUCUGACCACACCCACCCUUCGGUUCUUUGUGUCACCGUUUGGACUGGAAUUAACUAAUCAUGCAAAAGAUUUUACAAAAUGGAUUGUAUAUAAUGACAAGCCUAGUUCAACAAGUGCCUAGCCAAAUAAACUUUGUAUAGAAUUAGUUGUUGUAGCCAAGACACCACAAUUUUUAGAUUUGUUGCUGCAUGAUUUUAGAGUUUCCUUCUGCUAUGUCUGAGAUGAGCAAAUACAUUGUACAAACUAGUAGUCUCGGAAAAUAUGAUGAUAUGCACGUUUAUUACCUCCAUACAUGUCUUUUGAGAUGGCAUUUUUCUGUGUGUUACCUACUAAAAUAACUCCAGAGAAGCAGUAGUGAUUACUAUUAUACAUGUAUUUGGUGUGUUGAUAGGCUGUGACGAAAUCUGGAAGUGAUAAGAUUUAUGGUCCUUGAACUCUCCAGUAAUACAUGUGUGUAUCAUUAUUUUUUAUCCAAAGCUACACAACCUAAUAGCCGAUGUAGUGAAAACUAGUUUCUGCUUUGGCUUCCUGUGCUGACUAAGGUACAAACAGAUCUUUCUGCGUGCACAAAACAUUUUAGGCACAUCUUAUGACACUAAAUACAUUUGGUACGGUAAAUCUUGGACUUCAUACUCUCCAAGCAGAGGUCUGGGUUUAUUUUGGCGUGUUUUUAGGUUUUUUUAUUGGGGUUUCUUUUUUGCACAGGAAUUUUUUUGGG
Messenger RNA from Branchiostoma belcheri (Belcher's lancelet), 3039 nucleotides. Its product is annotated as condensin complex subunit 2-like. Gene Ontology annotation, cellular component: condensin complex. Bases 167 to 2326 code for a protein of 719 amino acids. Gene Ontology annotation, biological process: mitotic chromosome condensation. NCBI's taxonomy places the organism in Eukaryota, Metazoa, Chordata, Leptocardii, Amphioxiformes, Branchiostomatidae. The record is from RefSeq and is a predicted model, not a curated record. Gene Ontology annotation, molecular function: chromatin binding. The transcript has 18 exons.